AUGCUCCUGCUCAAGUCUUCUCUGCCUCUAUUUCUCUGGGGCUCCCUCGUCGCUGCAAACCCUUCAUAUAGGUGGGUGAACGGUCUCACGCCUGGCGAGAAGAUCGAAGGCUAUAAGGUACAGCAAGGCGACUUCGUAUGGGGCUACAGAUUCGGUUCGGCGAAAGAGUGCAAGGCGUACAAGGAUAACGACAACCUGCUGACGACCAAGAGCUGGUGGACCAGAUUUUACCAGGCGAUCUACGUAGAUGUGAAAGCGAUGCUUGGAUCCAACGGUGUCUACCUCGCUGCGCACUACUCGAUGUGGCAACCGCCCAAGAAUGAACUCUAUGAUCAUAUGAUUCUGGUCAUAGCGCGAGAAGCCUACAAUAAACAUGGCGGCGAGCUGGUGUUGUUCGGCAACGACGACCUCCUCGACGAAUGGGUCAAGGACCAGGGCGCGGAUGCCACAACGGCUCCGCGGUUUUCGUACGCCGAGGGGUGGUGGUAUCCCGACAGGGACGAGACACUGCGACGCAUGCAGGUCUACGUGCCCAAGGACGAGGUCAAGAAGGGGAAGUUCGUGGCGCUUUGCAGACCCAGGGGAGAUGCGGAAGCCCUCCAGAAGGGCCCCGCUCCGUGGAUCACUGAAGACUGGAAAUUGACCAUGAAGGGCCGCCUCGAGGGUCGGAAGGACGCCUUGUACCAUUGGUCCGAUAAGUACAUCAACAGCGAUGGGUACAGCCGCAGCAGCGACGGGUACAGCAACAGCAGCGACGACGGGGAGUGGGAGUGCGACUUCUGCUACGAGACUUUCUCCUCGGAGGAGGAGCAAGAGCAGCACGAAAUAGACGUUCACUACCACUGCGCGGAUUGCGAUCGCACUUUCAGUAACUACAAUGCCAUAAAGAUGCAUCUCAACUCCCGCACGCACCGCGGCACCGACCUCGCCUGUCCCUUCUGCAAGGGCGGCUUCGCGACGGCGACGGGUCUCUCGCAACACCUGGAGCAGCGCGGGUGCCCGCGCGCGCCGUCCCUCGACCGCGACGGCGUCUACAAGAUUGUGUGCGCCAAAGACCCCGGCGGUGUCAUCUCCAAGAACCUGAUCGGCUGGUACGGCGAGUCGCCUAAAUACGAGGCCACGGCGCAGGCGUGGAACGGCUACGCGUAUGAGUGCUACAUCUGCUCGCGCACCUUCGCGGCGCUGCCGUCGCUGAACCAGCAUCUGGCGUCGCCUGUCCAUAAGUCUUACGUCUCAUCUGAUUCCCCCCUCUCUUUCUUUCCCUCCUCCUACUCAUCCACCCCCGAAGCCAACAGGGGGCAAAGAAACCAGCAGAAUAUGUACCACUGCCCCAAACGUGGCGGCUGUGGCCGCGAGUUCACGGCGCUCAUGAACCACCUCGAGAGCGAGAAUUGCGGGUACACGCGCUUCGAGAACGUGCAGCAGAGCGUCAAGAACGUCGUCAGCGGAGAUCGACGGAUCACGUUCCACUGA
This is a messenger RNA of Anthostomella pinea, 1473 nucleotides long. The record is from the annotation of a GenBank genome assembly. Lineage: Eukaryota; Fungi; Ascomycota; Sordariomycetes; Xylariales; Xylariaceae.